GCCGCGCGGCGGCCGCCAACCGCUGGGUUUGAAUCGCGGCACCGCUCUGUGGCUGCGGGAUGGGCUCCCCGUCGUUGCCCCCGGCCUGGCAGCUCUACCUCAAGGACCACCGCGUCUCUACGUUCAAGAACUGGCCCUUCUUGGAGGGCUGCGCCUGCACCCCGGAGCGGAUGGCCGCGGCCGGCUUCAUCCACUGUCCCACUGAGAACGAGCCCGACUUGGCCCAGUGUUUCUUCUGCUUCAAGGAACUGGAAGGCUGGGAGCCAGAUGACGACCCCAUAGAGGAACAUAAAAAGCAUUCGUCUGGCUGUGCUUUCCUUUCUGUCAAGAAGCAGUUUGAAGAAUUAACCCUCAGUGAAUUUUUGAAACUGGACAAAGAAAGAGCCAAGAACAAAAUUGCAAAGGAAACCAACAAUAAGCAGAAAGAAUUUGAAGAAACUGCAAAGAAAGUCCGCUGUGCCAUUGAGCAGCUGGCUGCUUUGGAGUGAUGCCUGCCCAUAUUUACCAGUCCCACAGUCCAUACAUCAUUUCCAAGCACAUUCUCCAGUGUUACCAGCUUUUCCGUGGGGCCCCUUAACAGUGCCUUAGGAAAAGAGAACGGCAACAUUUUGAAAUUAGAACAUUUCAACUCUAUUUUCAUUGUUUCUUGAAAGUGGUACCAGGGCUGACUUCCGUUGUACAGCUGGUGCUGCUGGGUUCAGGGACUGAUUCUCUCUUUUUUCUCUGUUAGUUUUUGCUCUGUUGACUCCUGGACUCA
Messenger RNA from Ceratotherium simum simum (southern white rhinoceros), 757 nucleotides. RefSeq names its product baculoviral IAP repeat containing 5 (gene BIRC5). Lineage: Eukaryota; Metazoa; Chordata; Mammalia; Perissodactyla; Rhinocerotidae. The record is from RefSeq and is a predicted model, not a curated record.